Molecule: messenger RNA, 2812 nt
Organism: Danio rerio (zebrafish)
Lineage: Eukaryota; Metazoa; Chordata; Actinopteri; Cypriniformes; Danionidae
Source: RefSeq, a predicted model, not a curated record
UAUCCGUGCCUAUGAGGGCGCUGUAGUGAGCUCCAAUAUCGGAAGCAACUUCUUGUUCUACUUUUACAUAACGCUAGUUUAGUCUCGUUCAUGUAAGAUUCGUAACUUGUGCAAAUCAUGGUGCAAGUAUGUCAAAGUUGUCAACAAAAGAGCAGAUUGAAUGUAGAAAACUGAUAGCCUUAUUACCCCUGGACGACUUGUUCGCGUUGAAAGAUACAGUAACAAACCGAUUGAUUGCUGUAGAGAGCUCCGAAGAGGCCAUUGAAGCUAUAAUAGCGUACUCACAAGAUGCGGAGGAGCUCCUCAAGAGAAAGAAAAUGCAUCGUGAUGUCAUUUUUAAGUAUCUUGCCAAUGAAGGAGUUGUCAUGGCCCCUAAUACAGAGAAACAUCAGUUGAUCAGGAAGACCAUUGAGUUUUGGUCUUCUGGUGAGAUAUCAAAGCCUGAGAGGAAUACAAACAAUUCCUAUGAGGUUGGAGAUGGUCUAUCAGACCUUGCAGCAUUGGGAAAACAGUUUUGCCAGUGGUUCUUCUGCCUUUUGAACUCUCAGAACCCCAGUCAAGGACAUCCGGUGCAGGACUGGGGACCUCAACAUUUCUGGGAGAAUGUGAGCCUUCGGCUUCUCUUGUGCACCGGAGAGCAGCGUGUUGAUGAGUUCAGUGGGGCAGAACUUGUCAGCAAGCGGCUUCAAGCUCUUGCAGAAGAAGAACGUCUAUUAUUCUGUCCAAACCUGGAAGGUCAUGGGUUAAAGUGUAUGUCCUCCCCUCAUGGACUGGUAUUAGUGGCCGUAGCAGGGACUAUCCACCGUGACAAUACCUGCCUUGGGAUUUUUGAGCAAGUGUUUGGGCUCAUUCGCUCACCAAUGGACAAUAAUUUCUGGAAAAUUAAGCUAGUAAAUAUAAAAAUUGAAGCACAAAGUGCUGUUGCAGACAGACAGUUACCAGUUGUCACAUAUGACAUGAAAGAAUUGCUGAGUCUUUGCAAUUAAGAGUCAGAAAUCUACAAUUAGUCCAUUAUGUAAGAUUUGAUUUUCAGAAACAAGGAUGAUUUACUGUUCCAUGAAAAGGGCUUUGUUGUGGGAUAUAUAUAUAUAUAUAUAUAUAUAUAUAUAUAUAUAUAUAUGUGUGUGUCUAUAAAACGUUUAUCUAGUUAUAAAUAUAGUUAGGAUUUUAAAAUCUUACAUUUUUAGUUGACCUAAAAGACAGCUUUCAAUAAGUUUAACAUCUAGCAAACUUCAGCUUAAUUAAUAAAAAGUUUUCUUUAUUCUACAGAAAUAUUAUUAUAAUAAUUUUUUUAUUUUUCUGGAAGUUGGCAUUUUAUUUUUGGCCAAACAAAAUAUUUUAUGUUUAUUUAGUAGGGGGGACUAAAAGAAUUGAACUUUAAUUAUUUUAGAUUGUAUGUUAAAGAUACAAGAUUGCCAUUUUAUUUUAUUCAGAUUUAGCUUAAUUAUAUUGAGAUCCUUAUUAGUUUUUUAUUACAUGUGGUUGAUGUACCUCCCAAUUAUUUUAACAGUUUUAGAAACAAGUGGUGUUAAAUUCUCAUAAUAUAAGCCUCAUGACCAUCAGCUCUGUAGCUUUAUUGUAGAAGGAGUGUUUUAGACUUUUCGCUUCUUAUGGGAAUAAGGUACCAUUUUUGGUCUUUGAGAGUUUUUUGACUCAUCAGGCCCUAAUUGGGCAGUUGAUGUAGCUGCACUUCUCUCUGGAGGAAUAUGUAAGCGAAUAUGAGCUGAGCUGGGAGGGGUGUUUGGUACCACAGCAAUGUGUGGUUUCAGUGGGGAAUGUUAUAUAUGGGAAAUUAUUUUUGGCAUUUGCUUCAAAGCUUGUCGCUUCGAUAAUAUCUUUACUUGAGCUGUUUUUUAAUGCCACAGAGUGCCAUAGUGGUGGCAAAAGACGCCACCACAAUCAUUGAUCUUUUUCCUGUUCACCUCCCCGAAAGAAAAAUAACAAGCUCUCCGCCUUAUGUCUUUAUAGCCUCUUUCUUUUUUAAUAAGUGGUUUGGCCGAACUCACAGUUAUGACGUGCAGGUUCAAAAAUACAGUUCACUGGCGUCUGCGGAUCAUUGUCUUCAAUGGGGAAGUGUGUUUCUUAUAAAGUACAUGUUAACAUCUUAUUGGUAAACCUCUCAGAUAUGUUUUUUAAUGGUAACCAAUGAACUUUUUAAUUGGGAAGUCAGUUGUUUCUUUUGAUUGAUACUUUUAAAUUAUUGCUUUUAAGCUUAAAAAAUUAUUUUGUUUGUAGCAUUUUUAGGCAUAAUCAGAUUGGAUGGUUAUCAUUAAAUUGGUUCUCCAGACAUUUAUCUAUGAGUCUGUUUCAUAGUGUUGGCUUUUUUUCUGCUAAAAUGUGACAAGUUAAAAUAUACAAUGGAGCUUAAAUGAUAAGGUGAAUAUAAAACAAACAGUUAAACUUUUAACUUUUAAAACAAUUAGCUCUGUUAAUUUGACAUUAAACACAAUCUAUAUCAAAUUGUUACAGCAGUUGGACUUUUUGCCACAAAAAAUCUAUGAAAUGUCCACAUGGGGGCACAGUUGCACCAUCAUUUGUGUCAAAUUCAAGUGGCAAAGCAAUUAUUUAAAGAAAUCAAUUUGUUUUAUACAACCCCAAUGUUUUAUAGUGCUGUUCUUGUACCAAAGUGCAAAAUUUAAAAUUUAUUGCUGAUCAUUUGCUGGUAAAUUAAUCACAUCCUGACUGUAUUGUGAUUUCCUAAAUGAUUGCUUUUGAAUGCUAUGGAAAAGUAUAUUCAAAGGGACCGAUAUUUAUUGAUGUGGGUGACAGUGUCCUUAGUAAAAUAAAUACAUAAAUUGAAUAAAUAUACUUC